UGUGAACAGACUUGUGUGACGUGUUUAUGUCACGUGAGGUUCCCCGGAAGUGGGUGUACAGUUGUUAGCUUCGCCGCAAUGUAUGCUGUAAAAUGUUGCUGCCGUUACUGUUAACGUGUUUUUAAAAGUACUUUACUGUAGGAAAGCAACAAUGUAUUGUUCUGGUUGUCUCCUUGAAUAAGUAGUACGGUCAUGGCCAGUGACUGGAUACUUCGUUAAUGAAUCACACUUUCUACCCAAAUGGAAGUACAAUGCCAGACACAGUGAUGGCAGAGUCUGUGGUUGAUUACCACACACGCUUUCAGGCUGCUGUGGAUGUCAUUCAUAAACUCCCCAAAAAUGGAUCCUAUCGGCCAUCGUAUGAGGUGAUGCUACGCUUUUACAGUUUAUACAAACAGGCUGUGUGUGGACCCUGUGCAGUGUCUCGCCCUGGCUUCUGGGAUCCAGUAGGCCACUACAAAUGGGACGCUUGGAGCCGACUUGGAGACAUGAGCACUGCUAAUGCCAUGGCAGCAUAUGUGGAUGAGCUGAAGAAGGUAGCGCAAGAGGUCAUUGACACAAUGCCCAUAAAUGAGAAGACUGCCUCACUCUUUCACCAUUUUGAGCCUCUGUACGUGGUUAUUGACGACAUGCCGCGGCCCCCACCGUCGCUGCUCAGGCUCAGAGAAGGCUCAGGACAACGUGAGGGUUUGGUGUUGAACAGCGACUCUGAGAACGAGAUCUUCUGUGACUCUGUAGAUUCUGUGGAGCAACUCAGUAACCUUAAGAUACAUCUUGUCAAGUCUAACGGGCUUCAGAAUGGCCAUGAGGUCUUGGAGUCAUCCCUUCUUGAAAGCCCAAAACUCAAAAACCAGUAUGAGAGCAGACAGGUGGGGGCAGGUCAUGGUGGAGAGGGGGGGAAGGAUGCAAAGGAUCGGGAUACAAACGGAAGUCGAGCCUCUGGACAGGAAGGUUCCUACCACAACAGGAGAGAAAGUGGUGUUCCACCAAGCAGAAGAAGGCGUGGUGUGACUGGUGGUGCUGGCGGGGAUGAGCGUGCGGGAGGAGAUGGUUCUGAUGAUGUUCCAGAGAGUGGGCAUGAGACACAUCUUCAGCACCAAAUAAUUCUGGCUUUAAGGAAGCUCAAAUAUGACAUGAGGAUUGUGAUGGCAAGGUUGGAGGUGGUAGAGAGGCUCACAACUACACAUGCUUCUGGCCCAGAGUGGAGACCCUGUCUGCAAUGUGCCAGUGUGGCCUCUCCACAUCAGGAGAAGAAGUGGUGGCCAUUUGACCUGUCUUGUCAGACAGUUCUUCUGUUUAUGCUGUGGCCUUUUGCCGCUCAAGGUAUGAUUCAUCUACUCAAAAAGAUCCAGAGGAGAAGUCAAUUGUCUUCAUGACGUCAAGACCUUCCCCUCGUCACGGAAAUCUAUUCAUGUGGAAUAUGUCCUAUGACUAAAGAACGUUAUUCAGAGGAUCUUUCCCAGAGAAAAAGGAGUAAGGUUGAUGGACUUGGAACUGGAUUCUAAAGCUUACAGGUUACAGGUCUACAGCUCUAGAAUGUAGACCUGAAAAUAAAUGCAGAAACAAUGCGAAAUGACAAAGGAAAUGGAUACAUACACUUUUAACAUAACUUUUACCCUAUUUCAGUGGUUCUUAAACUUUUUUCACCAAGUACUAUCUUAGAAAACUUGGCUCUUCAAGUACCACCAUAAUGACCAACAUUAAAAUACAUUAGCGUAGUAGACCUAAAUAUUAAUAAAAUCAAGGCAUAGGUUUUAUUUAAAAAAGUAUAUUUGAUAUUUUGAGCCAUAUUUUGAACAGUAACCUGUGUUUUGAUAUCGGAAAACACAACACUGUGCUUUAAUCAAAUGAUUAUUUGGCGUACCACUAGAUUAAGCGUACGUGUACCACAGUUUGAGAAUCCCUGCCUUAAUUAAAGACUCUUGUAGGUGAAGCCGGCAAUGAGCGGAGAGGGAGGAGGGAUGGGAAGGGCAACACAGACACCACCUUCAUACUUUGCUACAAGUUAUCGCAGGGCUGUCCAAAGGUCGCGGGCGAAGUGUGGCCCACCAGUAUCUUCAGCCUGGCUCGCGAGACAACUUAAGUUAACUUCGAAGUCUGGCCCGGUGGUUUGUGUCGAGUUUAAUUUUAAUAGCAUGAGGGACAAGCGGUAGAAAAUGUAAGGAUGGAUGGACCGUUUGAUCGCUGCAAUCAUGCCAUCUUCUUAUAGACAGUGUUAGUAAUAUUGGUCAAUAACCAUAGUUAUCUAUUGAAGUUUAAUGAGCAUAGCAUCAAUUUAUAUGACCCAAUCCGAACAACAAUUCCAGCUAACGGUGCAACUGAACCAUAACCAAUACAGGGUCAACACUCAUGGUCCCACAUAACACUCAACCGUAUCACUGAAAUAUGUGGACAUUAUAAAACAAUGUCUAUUAAAAUUCUAAAAUUAUACCCAUUUUUCAAUUUGGGUGAAUUUACCAGGGGCAGAUGUUUUGAUUUCAGAAACUUGGCUUAGUAAGUCUAUUAAAAAUAAAGACAUUAACAUUAAUGGGUAUAAUGUUUACCGCACCGAUAGGCCAAAAUAAGGCGGGGCUGUAGCUAUUUAUGUAAAAUCUAGAUUUAAUGUGUCAAUUGUUCUUUCCCAGUCAAUCAGUAAAUUUUUGGCGCUGGAUGUAGAAAUAGUCAAAUCACUACAUAUUACUGUGGUUGAGUGUUUCAGGCCUCCAUCUGCUUCAAAGAGUCAUUAAAACAGCUUUUAGAUUACCGCUAGUUAAAUUACACUGAAUUAUUUAUGUCAGGAGAUUUUAACUGGGACUGCAGCUUCUGAUUAAUUUAAAAGGUUUUCUGAUUCUGUUAAUCUCACCCAGUUGGUCAAUUUUCCCACCAGGCCUAAUCCCCAAAUUCCAGAUAAAUCUACCUUGAUUGAUUUGAUUUUAACUAAUAUGCCUCAUAAGUUUUUUUCCUUGGGUAUAUCCUGUUCAGUGGCGUGCAGUCACUAGAGGCAGGGGAGGCACGGCCUCACCUGCCAUCAUGGAAAGAAAAAAAAAAGUAAAAAGAAAAAAAUAAUAAUUAAAUUGUUAUGUGUAUCCAGUGAUUAUACUAAAGUUAUUUUCCAUUUAACUUCACCAGUUUUAGAUUAUUUUUAUUUUUAUUUUCACAUUUGCCGUUCAAAUUCGGGGCGGUAUAGCUCGGUUGGUAGAGCGGCCGUGCCAGCAACUUGAGGGUUGCAGGUUCGAUCCCCGCUUCCGCCAUCCUAGUCACUGCCGUCGUGUCCUUGGGCAAGACACUUCACCCACCUGCUCCCAGUGCCACCCACACUGGUUUAAAUGUAACUUAGAUAUUGGGUUUCGCAAUGUAAAGCGCUUUGAGUCACUUGAGAAAAAGCGCUAUAUAAAUGUAAUUCACUUCACUUCACUUCAAAUACUGAGAAGAGACGGUGGGGUGAUCAGCAGCCAGUUGAGGCACGUCACUGAUUUGUGCCUCAACAUGGAUUGUGCGCAAUGACUCGGCUAACUGCUGGCCUGCUGUGCAGUGAGACCGUAUUGCUAAAUGAAUUAUAUUAUACAUUUCCAUAGUUUAAUUAGCUGAGGUAUAUAAUGUACAGUGUAUUUUGUCAACAACUGUAUGUGUGUAACGUAUUUUUAGGGCUGAGCGAUCAUAAAACUCUGCUGCGAAGACACACUGUGUGAGGCUCGUCUCAUAACCCCGCCUCCUGGUGCCAAGCAACUCCGCCGCAGAAUGCACCGCCCGACGGGAGCGCCGCGGCCACACCAACCAAAGCCCACACCCAAACCCUCCACGUGCAAGACCAAAUCCACCCAAAAAAAGUCACUUAACAAGAAGCCAAAAAGUGCAAAAACAACAAUGCUCGCGCUGCAUGAGCCGCGAACGACCGCAGGGACACAACAUUAGGUACACCUGCACUGCAGGUUCAUAUGUUUGUAAAUCUGACUGUGAUGAUGCAGUCGUGCCUCACCAGACAUUAACCUCACCGCACGCCACUGAUCCUGUUAUGAUUUAGACUUAGACAAACUUUAAUGAUCCACAAGGGAAAUUGUUCCACACAGUAGCUCAGUUACAAAGGAUGAUAAGGAUAGAAAAUAUAAUGCAUACAAGGGCACACAAAAAGGGCGAAAAUAAAAGGUAUAAAGUAGACUAAAAAUGUACCAUAAUAGCAGUAUAAAAUAUAACAUAUAUGUAAUAUUUACAUAUUAUAUAUACAAUAUAUACUGAUAUAAUACAUACAAUAUAUAAAAAAAUCCCAAUUACCAUGUACAAUAUUAAAGUAUAUGUAACAGCUGCAGCAAAAAAAAUGGGCAGCAGAAAAUAAAGAGUAGAUCCAGCAGAAAAUAUACAUUAUAAACAAAGAGAGGUAGCUAACAUAGAAACGGUCAGGUAAUAGACAAAUAUAAUCUAUUUCUGUAUGGCGAGUGAUUAUACAGCUGGAUGGAGUGCGGAAUGAAGGAGUUUUUGAAUCGCACAGUGUGGGAACGAAGCUGAAGGAGCCUGUUGGAGUAUGAGAUCCGCUGUCCCUCAAUUGUCUGGUGGAGUGGGUGGGCAGGAUUGUCCAUGAUGGCGAGCAGUUUGUCCUGUGUCCUAUUGUCCCUCACUGACACAAACGCCUCCAACUGCGUGCCAAUAGUUUGGCCGGCUUUCCGGAUCAGUUUGUCAGUUCGGUUUAAGUCCCUUUUGCUGAUGCUGCUCCGCCAACAAACCACUGCAAAGUACAGGACACUGGCCACAACAGACUGAAAAAAGAUCUCCAACAGCUUGCUGCACACAUUAAAGGACCUAAGCUUCCUCAGGAAAAAGAGUCUGCUCAUGCCCUUCUUGUAUGCAGCUUUGCUGUUGUCCUUCCAGUCCAGUCUGCUGUUCAAGCGGAAUCCCAGGUACUUGUACUGCCCCACUACUGCCACCUCACGGCCCUGGAUGUUGAUGGGCUCCACAGGGGUCAUUUUCUUCUUGAAGUCGAUGACCAGCUCCUUGGUCUUGUCCACAUUAAGGAGCAGAUGAUUCGCCUGAGACCACUCCACAAAGUCAACGAUCAGUGUCCUGUACUCCAAUUCCUGUCCCUCUCCGAUACACCUGACCACAGCAGAGUCAUCAGAUUAUUUCUGCAGCUGGCAGGACCUGGAACUAUACUGAAAGUCUGAGGUGUACAAGGUGAACAGGAAAUGAGACAGGACAGUCCCCUGUGGAGCACCUACAUCACUGACCACAGUAUCUGACAGGGAGCUCCCCAGUCGCACAAACUGGGGCCUGUCAGACAAGUAAUCAGUGAUCCAGGAGACAAUGGAUGAACUGACACCCAUCCUGAGCAACUUGUCACUCAUCAGAAUUGGCUGGAUGGUGUUUAAGGCACUGGAGAAAUUAAAGAACAUGAUCCUCACAGUGCCCCUCCCACCAUCCAGGUGAGAGUGAGCAUGAUGCAGCAGGUAGAUAACAGCAUCAUUCACCCCAACAUGGUCCUUCCCUGGACCCACCAGGGGUCUCAGCUGAGCCAGCACAAGUCUCUCGAGGACCUUCAUGACAUGAGACGUCAGGGCAACCGGUCUGAAGUCAUUCAAGCCCGAUGGAGUCAGCUUCUUGGACUAUGCAGGAUGUUUUCCAUAGCGCUGGUAUAUUUUCUAACUUCAGACUCAGGUUGAAGAUGAAGUGCAGGAUCUGAGUCAGCUGAGCAGCACAAGUCUUCAAAACCUAGGGGUUGACUCAGUCAGGGCCUGCUGACUUGGCUGGGUUGACUCUCUCCAGCUGUCGUCUCACAUGGCCAGGUGUCAGACACACCGGACUGGCUUUCUCAGAGGGGGUGGAAGUGGGGGGAUGUGAAACGGCAGUGGCGGGCAACAGUGAAGGAGUUUGUGGAUUGAUCGUCAAGGGAGGUGAGGACAGGAGUAGUGGGGGGAGGGCAAGUAAGGGGUACAUUGCAAAUCCAAAGAAAAGGUAAUUCAGCUCCUUGGCUCUAUCUACACCCCCAUCCAGCAGUUUGGCUUUGUUAUUGAAGCCUGUGAUAGUUUUCAUGCCCUUCCACACAUCCCGAGUGUUAUUCUGCUGGAGUUUGGCCUACAGGUUCCUUCUGUAUGCAUCUUUUCCUUCUCGCAGCUGAACUUUAAGUUGCCACUGUAUCCUCCUCAACUUGUCCCGAUCACCAGAUCUGAAGGCUAGCUUCUUUUUAUUCAGCAGCACCUUUAGCUGGCUGGUGAUCCAGGGCUUGUUUUUUGGGUAACAUCGGACAUUUUUUUGUAGGUAUGAUGGAGUCCUCACAGAAAUUAAUGUAAGUCUGUGAUGUAGUCUGUGAUGCUAUCAAUGUCUGUCCCGUGUGGCUUACAGAGCAUGUCCCAGUCUGUGGUCUCAAAACAGUCCUGCAGGGCGAGACAUGCUUCCUGGUUCCGCCUCCGCACUGAUUUUGUUGAGACAGGCUGUUAAAAGCACUGGAUUGUGAUCAGACUGUCCCAGGGGGGCAGGGCAGUUGCUCUAUAUGCAUCCUUUGAAUUAGCGUACAGUAGGUCCAGAGUUGUAUUGUCCCGUGUUGCACAGUGCACAUAUUGGUGGAAAGUGGGUAAAAUUGAGUCCAAAAUAGCAUGAUUAAAGUCACUCGAAAUGAGAAUGAGCAACAGCGGCAUGAAUGGUGUCUGCAGAAGGAGGUAUGUACACUCCGAUGAAGAUUACAGAAGUAAACUCCAAAUAAUAUGGUUGAAUUCCAACAGCCAGAAGUUUGAUGUCCGGCAUACAAACACUCCUUUACAGUAAUAUAUCCAGGAUUAUACCUCUCGUUCACCAAGAUGGCAAUCCCACCGCCAUUCUUCUUACCACUCGGGAGUGUGUCUCUAUCCCCCCGUGAGGUUGUGAAGCCGGGUAGAGACGCGAUGUUGUCCGGGAAGUCCGCGUGUAGCCAAGUCUCCGCAAAGCACAUGAUACUGCAGACGGCGAACUAUUUUUGAAUUCGGACGAGCCCGAACAAUUCGUCCAUUUAUUUCGCCAAAGACCGCACGUUCCACAUGAGGACAGAAGGAAUUGCCGGCUUAAAUUUCCUUCCCCGCUCCUUCAUCUGUGUGCGCUUUUUCCGUAGUUCCACGGGAAUGUCCAUCUGCGCUCCCCAUAGUGCUGGGGGCAAGGAGAGCCCAAACAGCUCCUCGCGUGUGUAAACUGAUCACAGCCAAACACAAAACGGCGCGAAAAGAAGAAAAAAAGUAACGAAAACACACAAGAGCGCCCAAGAACCAUUAUUAGUGGUUGAUGGAAAAGAUAAGUGAUAAAAAAAAAGGAAGAACAGUUGAGAAGAAUACCAAGAAUAAAGUAAAAUGAAGGAAGUCAAAGGAGCUACUGUGAUGUGCUGCCACUCUUUCAGGCGCACGUGACGUUUGAGUAAUCUUUGUGUUAUUGCUGCAUGUAGAAAUACUACGAUUCCGAAAUGCAAACCUCGUAUUGUUUAUAGAAGGAAUUUCAAUGAACAAGCUUUUCAUCAUGAUUUGUCUAUUGUGGACUGGGAACAUAUAAAUCUAAUACAGAAUUCAGAGCUAGCUUGGACAUUUUUCAAAGACAUUUUCAUGCAAAUUAUUAGUAAACAUGCACCUUUUAAGGAAUACAGAGUGAAGGGAUGAGAAAAUCCCUGGUUUUCUCCAACAUUGGCAAAGACAAAGUAACUCUGCCACUGAUUGGACAUAAUUUAGACAGCUUCGAAAUCAAUGCACUUCACUUAUCAAAAAGGCCAAACCAGAAUAUUUUUUGUCUGUCACCACUGAGAACUUAAACAACCCACAGAAAUUUUGGACAGUGAUCAAAUCUCUGUCUGUGAAUAAAAACACAGCAACUAUGAUUAUGAUCGAACUGAAGUCUUGAAUUGUUUUAACCACCAUUUUUUAUCGUCCGGUUCUCUAUUUGACUCAAAUGGGACAACUAUAGGGAAUCCUUGUACAAGCUCUCCCAUGUUUUCUGGAGAUCCUUUUAAUUUUGCUCCUUUUACUUGUUUUGAAGUGCAUAAAGCCCUAAAAACAUUAGACCUCACAAAGUCCCCCUGACCUGACUUGAUUGAGCCUUAUUUUUUAAAUCUGGCAGCUGAUUGUAUAGCAGAGCCACUUUCAAUUAUUUUUAAUCUGUCAGUUAAAAACAAAGACAUUCCAUCAGUUUGGAAAUCUGCUUUUGUCGGUCAUCCAGCAGUUCUUUCUAAUUAUAGGCCAAUAUCAAAUUUAUGGAUCUUAUCAAAAAUUCUGCAAUCUCUUGUUUGUGAUUAGUUGAAAGAGUUCCUCUCUUCAAAUAAAAUGAUUUGUAAAUAUCAAUCAGGCUUUAGGAAACAGCACAGCACCAUCACUGCAACAAUGAAGGUGGUAAAUGACAUCAUUGUAGGGCCUGAUAAAAAACAGAACUGUGCCUCACUUUUUAUUGAUCUCUGCAAAGUGUUUGACACAGUAGACCACGCUAUUUUAAAACACAGGCUGUUUCUCAUGGGACUGUCAGAACAUACGGUCACUUAGUUUUGGGGCCCCUCUUAUUUAUCUUAUACAUCAAUAAUCUCAAACCACAUUUCUCUGAAGCUAAUAUGCAUUUUUAUGCUGACGAUACAAUUAUUUAUUGCUCUGGAUCAUCUGUUGAACAGGCUGUUAACUCCCUGCAGAAAGCGUUUGUCGCUGUGCAGAAUUCACUUAUUGAUUUAAAACUGGUUCUCAAUGCUGACAGGACAAAAUGUAUGCUGUUUUCCAAACACAGGAAGGUGCCUCAAACAACCCCCGGUAGUGUCACUCUUAAAGGGAAUGUCGUACAAGUGGUGCAUGAAUAUAAAUACCUUGGUGUUUUCAUUGAUGACUCUCUCACUUUUAAACCUUUAUUGAUCAACUUGUGAAGAAACUAAAACUUCAAUUGGGUUUUUUCUUCUGUAAUAAGAGAUGUGUUUUCUUUUGGUGUAAAAAAAGCGCCUUGUCUCUGCCCCAUUUUAAUCUGUGCUAGAUUAUUGGUGAUCUUUUUUAUAUGAAUGCUACUCAUUCCUGUCUUCAGAUGAUGGACUGUGUUUACCAUGCUUCUUUGAGGUUCAUCAAAAACUGUAGCGCCAUGACACACCACUGUGACUUGUACUCUCGGGUGGGAUGGCCUUCUCUGUCCACCAGGAGGCAGUGUCAUUGCUACACUUUUAUUUACAAGGCUCUUCUGGGACUAUUGCCCGAUUACAUUUGUACAUUGAUUUCACAGAGGACUACAAACUCUUAUGCACUGAGAUCCAACGAUCAGCUGUUGCUCUCUGUUCCUUUUGCUCGCACUGAGUUGUGGAAAAAAGCUUUUGUCUAUGCAGCUCCUUGUGCUUGGAACAUGCUACAAAGAGACUGGAAGCUGACUGAAUGUUUAUCCUUAAAUGCUUUAAAAUAUAAACUGAGAACAUUUGAAGGAGCCUCAGUUACCUGUAACUGUUUUACUUGAUGUCCAUCCUGUCAUUUUAAUGUGUAAUGUGAAUGUAAUUGUAUGUGUAACUUUGCUGCCUCUUGGCCAGGACUCCCUCGGAAAUGAGGUUUUUAAUCACUGGGAUUUUUUUUCCUGAUUAAAUAAAAAAAAAAUAGAUACAAUUUUAAAUCGACUACAAUGUAUGAUGGGUAAUAAGCAAAACGCUCUCUCCACACUUUGCCAUGUUUGGCGCAUUAUAGCUGCUUGAUAUUUCUGAUUGACAACCCUUUUAGGAGUUGGUCUCAGAAGUAAAGAAGGUAGGAAUGGAACUUUCACAUACUUUUAAUAUUCAUUGUUUUAUUAUUUAUACUUCAUAUUGCAGUGUUGUCAGUGGCUCAUGUAGAGGGAGUUGUUAACUGUUAAAUGGCGUUCUUCACUGUUCAG
Messenger RNA from Entelurus aequoreus (snake pipefish), 9786 nucleotides. It is a transcript of the gene acbd4, whose product is annotated as acyl-CoA binding domain containing 4. Lineage: Eukaryota; Metazoa; Chordata; Actinopteri; Syngnathiformes; Syngnathidae. Bases 219 to 1376 code for a protein of 385 amino acids. Gene Ontology annotation, biological process: fatty acid metabolic process. The record is from RefSeq and is a predicted model, not a curated record. Gene Ontology annotation, molecular function: fatty-acyl-CoA binding. The transcript is spliced from 10 exons.